Molecule: messenger RNA, 1818 nt
Organism: Rana temporaria (common frog)
Lineage: Eukaryota; Metazoa; Chordata; Amphibia; Anura; Ranidae
Product: centrosome-associated protein CEP250-like
Exons: 7
Coding region: 1-1818 (605 amino acids)
Source: RefSeq, a predicted model, not a curated record
AUGACUUCAUCAGGUUCCAGGAGCCGAGGAGAAUUGGACAUAGAAAAAGCUUUGCAGAGAUUGGAGGAGGAGCAGCAAAGAAGUGAGACGUUUGCCGACACAAAUGCGCUGCUAAGAGACGACCUGGAACGCACGCAGGAAGCCAACAGAUAUCUGGGAGAAGAUCUAGAGAAGCUGACGGCUGAUUGGUCAGAAGCCAAACUGGAGCUUGAGAGAAAGGAAAAAGAAUGGGAGCUGGAGAAGGGGAUGUACAUCAGCCGGAUACAAGGGGAGAAGUCCCGCCUCCUACAUCUGUGGACCGAGGUCGUCUCAUUUCAUCGACUUUUUCGGGAACUGAAAACCGCAACAGAAAGAGAUUUAUCUGCCCUGCACGCUGAUUGGACAAGAUGUUCCUGCCUCCUGCAAACCUCAUGUUCCUCCUUCAUCUCAUGGAGGCUUCAGGAGCCACACAGAGGGCCAGAACCUCCAAACUAUCUCCUAGUUCGAUGGAACCAUGGAGUGAAAACCGUGGAAGAAGCCGGACAGGAAUAUACCUCGGAUACGGAGAUGGCAACGAAGGCUGUCGAGUCGUCAUUUGAGACUUUUAGACCCAAAGCGCAAUCCACAAGAUUAGAAAUGGAGUCCUCUGAACACGGUAUGGACCGGUCACACGUGGAGGCAUUGGAGUUUGAGCUAACGUCACUUAGGUCACAACUCAAGACUGCAGAACAGGAGACGAGCUUGCUGAGGUCAAAUUUGGAGACAUCCGAAGUGGACUUCCUCAGAUCACAACUGGAGGCCUCGGGACAGGAAGUGGACUUCCUCAGAUCACAACUGGAGGCCUCGGGACAGGAAGUGGACUUCCUCAGAUCACAACUGGAGGCCUCGGGACAGGAAGUGGACUUGCUGAGAUCACAACGGGAGGCCUCAGGACAGGAAGUGGACUUCCUCAGAUCGCAACUGGAGGCCUCAGGAGAGGAAGUGGACUUGCUGAGAUCACAACUGGAGGCCUCGGGACAGGAAGUGGACUUGCUGAGAUCACAACUGGAGGCCUCGGAACAGGAGUCAAGCUUAAUGAGGUCACAGUUCGAAAACGUUGGCUCAAUGAAGCCGCAACUUGAAGAAGCAGAUUUGGAAAUGAACAAGAUGAGGUCGCAGCUUGAGACAACUGAACAGGAAGUAAGCUUGAUGAGGGUAAACCUUGAAGAAGCAAAGCAGGAAACAAGCUUAUUGAGGUUGCAACUAGAAAAGGAGCCAGAGUUGGAUUCCCUGAAGUCACAGUUGGAACUAUCAAAGCUGGAAGUUAAGUCACUGACAUCCCUAGCUGAAGCAUCUAAACAGGAAGUGAGUUCAUUGAGGUCCCGGCUGGGGGUGUCGGAGCAGGAAGUGAGUUCAUUGAGGUCCCGGCUGGGGGUGUCGGAACAGGAAGUGAGUUCAUUGAGGUCCCGGCUGGGGGUGUCGGAACAGGAAGUGAAUUUGCUGAAGUUAAAACUUGAGACCUCUUUAGAUAAAUUGGAGUCCAGCAAGCUCCAUACUGAAGAGCUAGAGCGGGAAUUGCUUCCCAUCCGGUCACAGUUGGAUGGUUGCUCUCUGGAGGUGGAGUCUCUUAGGUCACGUCUGAAGAAGCGGGAAGGGGAAGUGACGUCUCGCUUACAUCACAUGGAGCAAGAGCUGCGAGAAAGCCACCAACAAUCGAUGGAUGUUGUUGCGUCAGAACGCUCCGAUCUUCUCCACCACGUUGUGUUGUUGCGUGAAGAGCUCCUGCGCACUCGCCUGGAGUUUGACCUUUCCCGUGAUGAAAACGCCGGUCUACAGAGCGCUCUUCACAAGGUAGCCUAA